AAUAUGGAUAACUCUAUGGGGAAACGUAAACUGGAAACGUGCCACCGCAUUGAGGAAGCGGAAACUGUUCAAGUACGUUUACAUCUGCGUCUAACCUCCUCCGCCCACCUUCUGCUCCACGACUCGCUCCCGCGCCUCUGCCCGAUCCCCGGACGCCUCCCCGCUGCGUCGGCGUCGGAGACACAUCUGGCGUGGAGAAUCCAUCGUUCGAGACAACUGAGGUGUUCUUGGCUUUCUGCUGCUGUUAUGCUCACUAGCUGCUCCUUCUGGGGUCAGAUUGCACGUCUGCCCAAGUGGAUAGGUUCAAGAGAUACGCCUUGCGCGCGCAUCUCCACUGGUGCCCCUUGCUUCCUUGCAGUCCGGCAGCGACCUCCUGAACACAGUUUGGUUCACAGAGCAUCCUUCAGUUCCAAUCGCAAGCAAUUGGCUAGAGGUGCUGCAGGUCCUCUUAUGGCUGAAAGGGAGUUGAUUGGCAAGGAUAAACUUUUGCUUAGAGGUUUGCAGUUCCACGGUUUCCAUGGAGUGAAACAAGAGGAGAAGACUCUUGGCCAAAAGUUUGUUGUAGACGUCGACGCAUGGAUGGAUUUGAGCACUGCUGGUGAGACUGAUAGCAUGUUUGAUACGGUUAGCUACACCGAUAUUUACAGAAUUGUCAAGGAUGUGGUUGAAGGCCCAUCUCGGAAUCUUUUGGAGUCUGUGGCUCACCAGAUUGCAAGUUCCACAUUGCUUAAUUUCCCUCAGAUAUCCGCUGUCCGAGUGAAAGUUGGGAAACCUCAUGUUGCUGUACAAGGAAUUAUCGACUAUUUAGGUGUUGAGAUAUUGAGGUACAGAAAGGACAAGGGAGGAAAUUCUUCAGGAGCUUCAUUAAGCUAGUGUGGUACCAAGUAUAACAUGUCAAUUCUCAGUCCGUCUAUGGCAUCACUUGAUUACUCAACACUGCAUUUCUGCAGUUGUCUGUGUCGCUACAAUUCGUAGCCAUGUUGGUCGCAUAAGUUGUUUUAGUUCAAAGUGGGUCAAGGUAUACUGGAUUUGGGGUAGGCAAUGUAAGUUUUUUGAGCCAAAGCUUUGGCAGACAUGGUUUGGUGGAAUUGGAAACUUUGUUGAGGAUGGUUGAUAUUUUUACAUCA
Molecule: messenger RNA, 1127 nt
Organism: Phragmites australis (common reed)
Lineage: Eukaryota; Viridiplantae; Streptophyta; Magnoliopsida; Poales; Poaceae
Exons: 4
Coding region: 4-873 (289 amino acids)
Biological process (GO): folic acid-containing compound metabolic process
Cellular component (GO): cytoplasm
Molecular function (GO): dihydroneopterin aldolase activity
Source: RefSeq, a predicted model, not a curated record